AUGAAAGGAUUCUUAACACCAGUGAAUGAUCGUGAAUGGUCUUUUUUGAAGAAAAUACCAAGAAAAAAUUGGAGUCAUCGCAAACCGAAAGUACAACUGAACAAUCGUGAUGAACUGAUAAGAACAGAUCAGGCUAAAAAUAGUAACCAGACAACCUUAACUAAUUUUAACAUAAAAAACAGGUAUGCAUUAAAAUUAUGGUGA
Molecule: messenger RNA, 204 nt
Organism: Heterobilharzia americana
Lineage: Eukaryota; Metazoa; Platyhelminthes; Trematoda; Strigeidida; Schistosomatidae
Source: the annotation of a GenBank genome assembly